Molecule: messenger RNA, 1855 nt
Organism: Xyrichtys novacula (pearly razorfish)
Lineage: Eukaryota; Metazoa; Chordata; Actinopteri; Labriformes; Labridae
Source: the annotation of a GenBank genome assembly
UGAUUGGUUUUAAGGAGUCAUGUGACAGGUGACGUUCGCAGUCGCAACAGGAAGUAGUAGAAACAAGCAGGUGCAUAUUGAAUAUGUGAGUGUGGGUUUUUGUUUCAUUUCUUUUUGUGAAAACUGUUAUUAAUACAGAAUAUCCUAUGUUAAGAAUAUUACUAAACUAUUAAGAAUGUUAUCGUAGAGGUAACAGCAUCAGUUGUUCUCUCCUAUAGUACCUGUCGCUCCUUUCCUCCGCAGUCAGUGUCUGAGUAACAUGGAGACUCGCUUCACUAGAGGCAAGUCUGCGAUACUGGAGCGGCCUCUCAGCCGACCGAAGACCGAGGUGAGUGUGAGCGCCUUCGCCCUGCUGUUCUCGGAGGUGGUGCAGUAUUGCCAGAGCCGGGUCUACUCUGUGUCCGAGCUGCAGGCUCGUCUGUCGGACAUGGGUCAGAAGGUGGGGGGCAGCCUGCUGGACGUCCUGGUGCUGAGAGAGAAGAACGGCAAGAGGGAGACCAAAGUCCUCAACAUACUGCUGUUUAUUAAGGUACAGACUCACUCACACAGUCUGCAGAUAUUUUUAUAGGAUCUCUCAGUGAAGUACUCAGGGAUCAGAAACAUGUUUCACAUCAAUUGCAAUAACGAUAGAGGCCCUAAGUCAUUGAAACAAACAAUUAGGGGAGAGUGGGGUAAGUUGAGCCAACCUCUUGUUGCUUGGAAAUGGUAAAAGAAAUUGAUCAUGUGAGCAAAUAUUUAGGAGAUGAUAUUGAAAUUAAACCAAACACAGGAAUAUUUUAGUUUGGAUCUAACCUGAGAGUCAUUUCUGUGUAAGCCUCACCUCUACGCCUGCUUCACUCAUUGUUGUUUUUUUUCACAGGUGUCUGUGUGGAGAGCUUUAUUCGGUAAGGAGGCAGACAAGCUGGAGCAGGCCAAUGACGAUGACAAGACCUACUACAUCAUCGAAAAGGAGCCACUCGUUAACACGUUCAUAUCUGUCCCGAAGGACAACAGCACCUUGAACUGUGCGGCUUUCACAGGAGGAAUCGUGGAGGCCAUCCUCACAAACAGUGGCUUCCCUGCUAAGGUCACAGUUCACUGGCACAAAGGCACCACGCUCAUGAUCAAGUUCGAUGAGAAGGUGAUUGCCAGAGACAAAGCACUCGAGGGCAAAUAGGGGAGACGAAGGACACUGAGCGAUUGAGAUAAUGUGAGAUGAAUGUGCAAUAAAUAUGUAAUAUCAGCUAACAGGAAUGUCUGUUACCUCUGUCUGCAGACUGUGGUGACAAAUACAUCAUGAAUUCUUUCAGGAACUAUGGAGUCAAAUUCACAGAAUAAAGACUCUCUUUUUAAAAUUAACAGAAGGAAAGAACUGCAUGUAACAAAUGUUGUCUGUAUUUUUCCUUCUAUCCUUAAGAUCAGUUCAUGGUUUGAAAAACUAAGAUGUCAAAUUUUCUCUUGUGGAAAAAUAGGCAUGUCUUUACAUUUGAAAAGCUGGAACUCCUACACUGCAUCUACUAUAAAGCCCUGAUGGAGAAAUAGCUGUUUAGCGUUUUUUAGGAUCACCCGAAUAUGUUGACAUAGACCAAACUCACAUCUCAAAUUAAACAUGUAAUCAGAGAAUUAUGUUUGGCAUCUGUGUCACUGAAAAAAAAGAAAACUUUGUAUUUAAAUCAACUAUGUAGGUAAAUACUUAAGGGGAUGGGUUGGGGUCAUGACUUUUUAUUUACCUCUGUAAAUAAUACUAUUCAAAUUUUGUGUCCAUAGAGUUCGGAAAGGUUUUACUGUGUAAUGGAAAAAUAAAAGGUUGGAAAGCAAGGAGGGAAACGAGUUAGUUGUGCAAGAUUUUCAAAAAAUUAUAAAGAAAAGAAAAUUA